This is a messenger RNA of Clarias gariepinus (North African catfish), 2559 nucleotides long. It is a transcript of the gene hcfc2, whose product is annotated as host cell factor C2. Gene Ontology annotation, cellular component: histone methyltransferase complex. The transcript has 17 exons. Gene Ontology annotation, biological process: regulation of DNA-templated transcription; chromatin remodeling. The record is from RefSeq and is a predicted model, not a curated record. Gene Ontology annotation, molecular function: protein binding; transcription coactivator activity. Lineage: Eukaryota; Metazoa; Chordata; Actinopteri; Siluriformes; Clariidae. The coding region runs from base 89 to 2350 and encodes 753 amino acids.
CCGCGGCCGGGACACAAACCUUCACUCGCUCAGUGUCUGAGCAGUACACUGGAUUUAAAAUAAAAUCACAUAUAUAAUAGUAUUAAUUAUGGGAGCUGAUGCUCCUUUGUGGAAGCGUGUAAAGGCGUUUAUCGGGCCGGUUCCCCGGGCGAGACACGGACACCGAGCGGCGGCCAUCCGUGAAAUGAUCGUACUGUUUGGGGGUGGAAAUGAAGGAAUAGCAGAGGAGGUGCAUGUCUAUAACACAGUCACCAAACGGUGGUUUCUUCCGGCUGUUAGAGGGGAUAUCCCACCAGGCUGUGCCGCACAUGGUUUUGUGUGUGACGGCACACGCAUCCUGGUGUUUGGAGGAAUGGUGGAGUUUGGACAAUACAGUAACAGUCUCUACGAGCUCCAGGCCAGUCGCUGGCUGUGGAAGAAGCUAAAGCCACGGCCACCGAAGAACGCGCCUCCUCCUUGCCCUCGUCUGGGACACAGCUUUACUCUCCAUGGUAAUAAGUGCUACCUGUUUGGAGGCCUGGCCAACGACAGCGAAGACCCAAAUGGCAACAUUCCUCGAUAUUUGGAUGAUUUUUAUGAGCUGGAGCUACAGGCACAGUCAGGAGUCAAGGCCUGGAUCAUCCCUGAAACAAAAGGGCGUGGUCCAUCACCCAGGGAGUCUCACACAUGUGUGGUGUACAGCGGAAAGAGCGGCAGCUCCCCAAAGCUUUACAUUUUUGGAGGGAUGUGCGGGAACAGACUGGCAGACUUGUGGCAGCUGGAUAUUGACACUAUGACCUGGUCAUUGCCUAAAACUACUGGACCCUGUCCUUUACCAAGAAGUCAACACUCUUCAAAUGUGUUUGGAAACCAGAUGUAUGUGUAUGGUGGUUGGGUUCCUGCAAAGGACAAGAAGGCCGUAGGUCCAGAAUGGAUCUGUACUAACACUAUGUCGGCUCUUAACCUCGACACAAUGACGUGGCGUUGUCUGGAUUCUGAGAGCCAACAGCAGCGGCACUCAGGCACAGCCGUGGGGGAGGAGGAGGAAGGGCAGCAUCAUAUCCGCUGGCCAAAAGCCCGUGCUGGUCACUGCUCUGUGGCCAUCGGGACACGCCUGUACAUCUGGAGUGGACGAGAUGGCUAUAGGAAAAAUCGGAACUACCAAGUGUGCUUCAAAGACCUGUGGUAUUUGGAAACAGAGAAGCCAACUGCACCAGCUGCUGUGUUUUUGGUCAAGUCUACCAUUGAUAUGCUGCAUGUGGCCUGGCACCCUUUACCUGCAGCUGAGUGCUACCUGCUUCAGUUGCAGUGUGUAGCUCCACCUCCAGCCUCACAAACGCAGGCCUCUGAUUCGCCAACUCUUCCAACCUCACCCACCUGUCUCACAGAGGGAGAGGAGCCUCGACAGAAACCCGUUCAUACUCAGCCUGAGCCAUCACUUGGAGGUGAAGAUGAAAAGCAUAGGAGCUCAACACUACAGGAGAGCUUUAAUGGUGGUGAAGCCAGAGCAGAGACCAAAGAUAAGCAGCACAAAUCUGAACUCAAUCCUGUAACUGAGAUCAAGACAGAUGACUCUGUAAAGAGGCAGCAGGCGGCCUCUCUGAGACCUAUUACAGAAGAGCCGGAUGACAAGGAUGGCAUUAAAUCUCAGCAACUGCAAGAACAUGAAAAUGACUCCAACUCUUCAGGACAGGGUGAAAGAGCUGAAGUCUCCACAUGGUUUGAUAUCGGUAUAUUUAAAACACUUUUCGCUGAGGUCACACACUACUACCUACCCUCUGAGAAUGGGAACGCUGACCAGAUUUCCAAUAACAGCGAGUGGAAGAUGCCAGGGCCUUUUGAAGGACGGAAAAAGCAGGAGCUUACAUACAAUGUAACCUACCGGUUCAGAUUGGCAGGCCUGAACUGCUGUGGACGAGGAGAAUUCAGUCCCAUUGGGGAGUUUAAGACGUGCCAUCCUGGAUUCCCAGAAGCACCUCCUGCUGUCAAAAUCACCAGGGCAUCUGAUUCAGUACACAUCACAUGGGAGUCACCUUCCAAGACAUCAGGGAAAAUUCAGGAAUAUUCCCUGUACCUGGCAGUGAAGAAGUCACGAGGAAACACUUCGGAAAAGCCAGGAGAUCUGACCUUUAUACGCAUUUACCGUGGUGCCAAAACUUCAUGUACAGUGAACGCUGCGAAUCUGAGUAACGCGUACAUCGACUGCUCGGCUCGUCCAGCCGUUGUGUUCCGCAUCGCCGCCAAGAACGAACGUGGCUAUGGGCCCGCCACUCAGAUCCGAUGGCUACAAGACAGCAAUAAAGUCAAAUCAGCAUUAAAUGCAGACUCCAGCCCUACAAACCCUGAGCCAGAUGACAUUAUAAGUUCAUGACCCCAGCAGAGGAACAUGUUCAGGUCUCACAGAUCAGCCCUGAUGUUGGACCUGUUUUCAUAGGAGUCAGUGUUAUGUAUUUUCUAGCAUUGUGUUUAAUCUCUGCUAUAGAUAAUACAACUCUUAUGUACAUAAGUGUAUUUGCUGUAAAUGUAUUUCCUAACUUAUUUUUUUUUUUACAGUUGAAUAUUAUACAAGCUGUUAUUUUU